Messenger RNA from Anisakis simplex (herring worm), 1275 nucleotides. The record is from the annotation of a GenBank genome assembly. Lineage: Eukaryota; Metazoa; Nematoda; Chromadorea; Rhabditida; Anisakidae.
AUGAAAAUAGUUUCCCGUUGCAGUAAACGUGUGGCGCAAAAAUUGGAAGAUCGGGCGACUUCGUGGAAAUCGAUAUGGUUAUGUUAUUUGGUACAGAUGCUGAGUGGUGUUCAAUUCUCGAUGUAUUUCACCUCAAUGUGGCCAUAUUUUUCGCAGCUCGAUUCAGAUGCCACUAUGUCUUUCUUCGGAUGGAUCAAUACAGCAUACAGUUUGGGACAGAUGAUAGCAAGUUGGGUAUUUGGAUAUUGGAAUCAGAAAACGAUGCGAGCAAAACAACCUGCAUGUUUUGGCUUAUUCAUUAUGGCAUUGGGUAAUACCUUAUACGCCGUGCUACCGGAAGUACCCUUCCAACGCAAAUGGCUCAUGCUUGUGGCUCGUUUACUAGUUGGAUUCGGAUCUGCGAAGGUAAUGGCAUUGUCGAAUGGCUCGUUCGUGCUUGGAAUAUCACUUGGGCCUGCAGUUCAGGCAAUUUUCACGCCGAUUGGCGAAGAAGGAUUUGUCUUAGGGACAGUUCUGAUCAAUAUGUACACAUUACCACCCAUGAUCAUGGUGCCUGUAUCGUUGGUCUCAAUAUUCCUUCUUGGUGUUUUCUUCACUGAAAACUAUGCUGGUACGAUUUCCGAAGAAGACAAGAAAGCUGUUCGGGAUGUCGUCGAGCAUUCAUACGAAACUUCAUUUCAGAUUCUUUUAUUGUGGUUCCAAAAUGCGAUCGAGUGGCCGCAUUCUCCUGCAUCUAUCUAUGGUUCAUGUUUCAAACAAUCGCUACCAGUGUUGAAGUGUUUAACAAUGACUCCACUGACGAUGGUUCUUUACAAUUGGAACGAUAGAACUGCAGUUCUGUAUAAUGGUAUUAUUCACAUAAUUGGAUGUAGCAUUGACGUUAUAAAUUAUCUCAUCCUUUGCUAUACACCUGUACGCCGAGUAGAUAAACGCAAGCUGAUGCUGUUCAGUAUGUUGUGCUUCAUUUUUUAUUACAUUGCUACAUCACCUUGGCCGUUCUACAGUGGUUCUCUUGACUUCAUCAAAAUUGGUACAGGGUUAAUGCAAGGAAUUUUUGAGUUUGGCGGAUGUGUGGCACGUUGUAUUGCACCAGUUAUUUUAACUAAGCUCUUCGAGAGUUCCGGCUACCUCUGGAUUAACGUGAUCGAUUUGACGUUGCUUUUUAUCGGAUUCUCACUACUAAUCAUAUUCUACGGACGAAUCGUUCCACUGAACCUUAAGCCGAAUGUUGGAGUUGCAACACGCUAUAAACGAGGAAUGUUUUAUCGACUUUAA